CAGGGUUGUGUAAGCAGGGCACACCCACAGAGGACUUUUGGUAAGUGAUGUCAGAGGUCACCGCGAGUGUUGAGGUGGAUUAUGUGAGUGUUUCGGGGUGAGUGUGUCUCAGAGAGGUGGGAGGGCCAGUCUUGUGUGUAUAAAUACUGAACUGUGAUGGAGACAGAGCAUGAAAGAAGAGUUGGAGCAACAUUUUAAAAGACCUGAAUAGGAAGAGUAUCUGCAAUGGCCAACCACAAUGGUUUGAUUAAUGAUGUGGAUCUGCGAAGUCAUGAAAACAACUUGGCUCACCGCACCAGGGAGAUUGAUAGGGAGCGCCUGAUUGUUCGCAGGGGUCAAUCUUUCUCCAUAACUUUGCAGUGCUCUGAGUCUCUGCCCCCCAAACACCACUUGGAGCUGGUCCUGCACCUUGGCAAGAAAGACGAGGUGCUGAUAAAGGUUCAGAAGGAGCGUGGGGCCGGAGACAAGUGGUGGUUUAUGCAACAGGGAGUGCAAGAGGAAAUACUGCUGACUCUGUACAGUCCAGCGGAUGCUAUCAUUGGCGAGUACAGUCUGGUUGUGUUGAUGAUGUCACCUGAUGGACCCAUUUUAGAGAAGACCCACAAAAUGAAGUUCCACUUGCUCUUCAACCCGUGGUGCAAAGAUGAUGUAGUGUACCUCCCUGAUGAGAGUCUGCUCCAGGAGUAUGUUAUGAAUGAAUAUGGAGUCAUUUACAUGGGGAGCUGGGAUCACAUCAACAGUAAGCCCUGGAAUUAUGGACAGUUUGAGGACUAUGUGAUGGACAUCUGUUUUGAAGUCCUGGAUAACUCCAAGGACGCCCUGAAAAACUCAAAGAUGGACGUUGAGCACAGAUACGACCCUGUCUAUGUCAGCAGGGUCAUCACUGCGAUGGUGAACUCUAAUGGAGACAAGGGUGUGUUGACCGGUCGCUGGGACGACUCCUACUCCGAUGGAGUUCCACCGUACAGAUGGAUUGGCAGCGUGCCGAUUCUUAAACAGUGGAGUAAGGCCGGCGCAAGGGGGGUCAAAUAUGGCCAAUGCUGGGUCUUUGCUGCCGUCGCCUGCACAGUAUUGCGCUGUCUGGGAAUCCCAACACGCCUCAUCACCAACUUCUCUUCAGCCCAUGAUGUCGAUGGAAAUCUCUCUAUAGACAUCCUGUUGAAUGAAAAAUUGGAGCGCGUAGAUGGAAGAAACAAGAGAGACAGUAGCUGGAACUUCCACUGUUGGGUCGAGUCCUGGAUGAAGAGAGAUGAUCUGCCCAAAGGAUGUGACGGCUGGCAGGUUUUGGAUCCCACCCCUCAAGAACUGAGUGAUGGUGAGUUUUGCUGUGGUCCGUGUCCAGUGAAGGCCAUCAAGGAGGGAAAUCUGGGAGUAAAGUAUGACGCUCCGUUUGUAUUCGCCGAGGUGAACGCUGACAUCAUCCACUGGAUUGUCCAACGAGAUGGCCGACGGAAGAUGGUGAUUGUGGACCAGUCGGGUGUGGGGAGGAACAUCAGCACCAAAAGUGUUUACGGCGACCACAGAGACGAUGUUACUCUACACUACAAAUAUCCUGAGGGCUCCAAGAAGGAGAGAGAGGUGUACGAGAAGGCGGGACGCAAGGUCACAGAGUCCACCAAUGGGAGCGCAGAACCAGGACAACUCAAGCUGUCAAUCAAGCAUGCUAAGCCUGUAUUUGGGACAGACUUUGAUGUGGUUGUUGAGGUGGAGAAUAAAGGAAGCAAGGAUGCUCAUGCUAAGCUGUCCAUGCUGGUCUUGGCUGUAACUUAUAAUUCUCUCCACCUGGGGGAGUGCCAGAGACAAACAAUCAGUGUGACAGUACCCGCUCACAAAGCCCACAAGGAAGUCCUGCGUCUGCACUAUGACGACUAUGCCAGGUGUGUCUCUGAGCAUCAUCCGAUGAGGGUGAAAGCUUUCUUAGAGGCUCCAGGUGAAAGCGAACCCAUCAUGACCGUCGCCAACAUACCACUGAGCAUGCCUGAACUCCUCGUACAGGCGCCUGGAAAGGCUUUUGUACGGGAAAAAGUAACAGCCUACAUCUCCUUCACCAAUCCUCUGCCAGUUGCUCUGAAGGGCGGCGUGUUCACUGUGGAGGGGGCUGGCCUCCUGUCGGCCACUGAGGUCCACGUUAAGGGGGACAUAUCUCCGGGCCAGAAGGUGUCUGUCAAGCUCUCAUUCUCACCCAUGCGGACCGGGGUCAGGAAGCUCCUGGUGGACUUUGACUGUGAUAGACUGAAGGACGUGAAGGGAGUCGCCACUGUGGUUGUCCACAAGAAACAACUAUGGAAUUCCUGAAUAUUAUU
Etheostoma cragini (Arkansas darter) is the source of this 2303-nucleotide messenger RNA. RefSeq names its product transglutaminase 2, like (gene tgm2l). NCBI's taxonomy places the organism in Eukaryota, Metazoa, Chordata, Actinopteri, Perciformes, Percidae. The coding region runs from base 226 to 2295 and encodes 689 amino acids. The record is from RefSeq and is a predicted model, not a curated record. Gene Ontology annotation, biological process: peptide cross-linking. The transcript is spliced from 15 exons. Gene Ontology annotation, molecular function: protein-glutamine gamma-glutamyltransferase activity.